GUCAAAUUCGUUUAUUUUUAAUCUCUUAAAAAAUAAAAUGCGGCUAAGUUGAAAUCACGCCGUUAUUAAACUACGCCGCUGUUUGUGUUACACCACCAUCGAAAUUAUUCAAGGUCAAUUUAUAAUAAGGUACUAUGCCGAAUACUAGGAAAAAAGUUAUCAAGACGGUGUAUAAAGAUGAGGACAGUGAAGUAGAAGACGGUGAUUUUAGUGAUUCUGGUUCAGAUGCGAAAUUUUCUGCUGAAGAUGUAUCAAGCUCCGAGGAUGAAGUAACCGGCGUUCCUUCAUCUGAAGACGAGUUUGAUAAUAAAACCAACGCUAAACAAAGAAAACCUAAAGCUAAGAAGUUGAGUAGAAAACCAAAAUUUACCCAAACAAUAUUACAAAAAAUAAAUAAACAAACAUCGGCCGAAGAUGAAAAUGAGGACGAUGUUCUUCCUACUUCACAGUUCUCGGUCAAAGACCUAACAGAAGCAGACAAAAUAUUGCCAAAAUUUAAUUUUUCAGAACUUAACUUGUCAGAAAGUGAUAGCAGUGAUGAUGAAUCUCAAAAAGUCUCUAAAAAACAACCUACUGCCCCAGUACCUUACAAAGAACCUGAAGAACAAGUUUCAACCAGUGAUCAUGAAACUGCUAUGGAAUACAAAGAUGUGUGGUCAAAUAACAUACAAGAUAACAGUGAAGAAAUUGCCAAAAAGGCGUUUUUGGAACUGGAACAGCAUAAAAAUAAAAUUGAAGAGGCCAAGGCAUCACUUCUAAGUUAUGCACAAAAACUCAGUGAGUCUCAACAAGAGACCAAUGUAAAGGACCUAUUAGCACUUGGUGAGGAGGCUAUAAGCACUGAACCCUCAACAAGUAAUGUUAAGAAAAAAACAAAGUCUAAAAAAAAGAAAGACGACAGUGAUUCUGAACUAGAGGACUGGGAAGAAGUCAAAGAAUCAAAAGGAAUAUCACCACAAGGCUUACAACUGUUUGUUGAAUUCCCUGAUGCAGUAUGCAGAAAGAGUAAAAAAGUUGAUGUUGAAAUGAUGAUGAAAAGGAAAAUUAACAGAGUUAAAAAGGAGUAUCAAGUAUACAUGCAUAAAGUACAUGUUUUGUGCUGGUUGGGACAUGGUAAUUUCGUAAGUCGUGUUUUAAAUGAUCAAGAACUUAUGGCAGCUGUUUUAACCUUAGUACCAUCCAAAGAAUGCUAUCCGGGAGAGAGAGUUGACAUGAAAUAUGUUGAACAAAUUACUUCUUGGUAUAAAGACAAACUAAAAUUUAAGCAAGACAAACAUGAAGAUAAAUUCAAACCAAAAGCCCCACCUCUUAAAGUCCUCUUGUUGGAUCAGAUAAAAAACAAAACAGUCACUUCAAAAAAAUAUUUGGUUUUUAUAUUUGUUACUAUGUUGAGGGCUUUAGGUCUUCAAUGUCGUGUUAUGUUAAAUUUCGUAACCCUACCUAAAAAACCACCAAGUUCCGAACUAUGCUCACUUUCCACAAAACCAAAAGAAGAGAAAAAAGAUGCUGAUUCUAAGGCUAAGGCAGGCACCUCUGAAAUUAAAACAGGUUCAUCGAAGGCUAAGACAGGUACUUCUGAAACAAAAGCUAGCACGUCUAAAGCUAAACCCUCAAACAUUAAAUCAGACGAAAAGCAAGAAAAAAAACCUGGCGCUUCCCAUUCCAAGCCAAAAAGGAAAAAAAUUGCUCAAGUGGAUGGUUGUGAUGAUGAUACAUUUAUUGAUAGUGAAGAUGACAAUAUAAUGCAAGUUGAUGGGAAUGAUGAUGGUAAUCGUAAAACAAGAUCUAGUAAAAGAACAAAAAUAAGUGAAGCUAAAACCGAAACAUCUGAAAAUGAAGAUAUAUCGCCUCCUAAAAUACCAAAGAAAGGAACAAGCAGCGCAUCACCAGUCCAACCAACAUUGAAAAUAGAUGAAAAUAAUGUAUCUCAUGGCAAAAAGAAAGCAGUGGAAGAAGUUAAAUCCAAGGAAACAACUAAAGGUAGUACAGAACCAAGCAAAUCAUUAACACGUGGAGAAAAAAUAAAGGAAGAAGAUCAGAGUAAAAAAACUCCAACAAAAAAUGUGAUACCAUCUAGGAGUUUAACUCGUAGCCAAAAAUUAAAAGCUGGAACUAGUGAAAACACAUCAGAAGCUAAAGAAAGUUCACCAACUAAAAGUGUCACUAGAGGACAGGCACCGAAAACUCAGAUUGGUAAAACUUUGUCGCCAAGUGGUAGUGACAAAGGUAAAGAUCAAGAAUUAAAUAUUCAGCGUAACUCCAGAACAAGAACACAAAAGGGUAAAAUGAAUACUGAGAACAUUACUGAAGUCCCAAAAAUAUCUGUAACUGAUGAGAAUGCGAAAGAAGUAUCAAGUAAAUAUUUUGAAGACAUAAAACCUAAAACUAGCAGGCUAUCAAGAAAACGUUCACAAACUGCUAAUCCUAAAAACCUAUUGACUACAAGUAAAGAAGAAAAUAAGGGAAAAGUAUCUAAACCAAAUGCUAGAACUCAUAGUGCUCCCGACCCAUCUAUGGAGAAAAGUAAAUAUUUUGAAAGUCCAACUAAGAAGAGUCCUCUGAAAAGAUCUAUAAGACAAAUUAAAAAAGAAAUUAAAGCUGAAGACAGUCAACGAGUGAGCCACAGAGAUCUUGCGAAAACAAGCAAAGGAAAGGGCGAUGUUACUGCAGACCUGGUGAAUAUUAUAAAGAGUAGAGUGAAAGAUGCUAAGCUACAAUCUAAAAAGGGAUUAGUGAAAGGUAAAAUUAAAAAGGAAUCUGAUGAAGAUAGCGAUUACUUACCAGUUGAGGAAUCUAAGAAGUCAGACAGUGACGAUGACUUGAAAGAAACAAAAAUAAGUCCCAAACCGAGCACCAGUCGUAAAAUAGACCGAAGAGUGCUGUCCUCUGCCUCUGGUGACGAACCCAGCAAGAAGAAAGGAAUGGAUGUGUGGUGUGAAAUAUUUGUAGAAGAAUUAGAGCAAUGGAUUUGUGUAGAUGUCGUCAAAGGAAAAGUACAUUCUACGGGUGAUAUUUAUAAUAAUGCCACACACCCAAUAUGCUACAUUGUUGGAUGGGACAACAAUAACUAUGUAAAAGAUUUGACCCGUAAAUAUGUUCCUCACUGGAACACCAUAACUCGCAAACUUCGCGCUGAACCUGACUGGUGGGAAACUGCAUUGAGGCCCUGGCGGGGACCGAGGACUGCGAGAGAUAGGGAGGAAGAUGAAUAUUUAGAUAAGAUGCAGUUAGAAGCACCUUUACCUAAAAGUGUUGCUGAAUACAAAAAUCAUCCAUUGUACGCGUUGAAGAGACAUUUGCUGAAAUUCGAAGCAAUUUACCCACCUGACGCAGCAGUGCUAGGAUACGUACGCGGUGAACCGGUGUACGCCCGAGAGUGCGUAUACGUGUGCCGCUCAAGAGACAUCUGGCUCAAGGAAGCUAAAGUCGUUAAACUAGGAGAGAAGCCCUAUAAGAUCGUAAAAGCACGACCCAAGUGGGAUAAGCUGUCAUGUAAAAUCGUUGACGGCGGGCUCUUGGAAGUAUUUGGACCAUGGCAAGUGCAAGAUUAUGAACCACCAACAGCAGAAAAUGGUAUUGUUCCCCGGAAUGCAUAUGGCAAUGUUGAACUCUUUAAAGAGUGUAUGUUACCCAAAGGAACUGUUCUUAUCAAAUUGCCUAACUUAAUGAGGGUUGCAAAGAAGCUGAAUAUAGACUGCGCACCAGCUAUGACUGGCUUCGAAUACAGUGGCGGUGGGUAUUCGCACCCUGUAUACGACGGGUUCGUGGUUUGCAAGGAGUUUGAGGAGAUUAUUACAGAGGCUUGGCUAAAGGAUCAAGAAGAACAAGAACGCAAAGAGAUACAAAAGAUCGAAUCACGAGUUUAUGGUAACUGGAAGCGUUUGAUCAGGGGGCUAAUGAUUCGUGAGCGUCUCAAAAUGAAAUACGGGUUUGAAGAGCCCAGCACAGAAACAACAAAACAGUCCAAAGGACCAAGAUUGGUUGUGAAGAAAAAAUCAUGAGAAAGAAGUUUACACUCUUUAUUUUAAAAUUAGAUACAUCUAAAUGCAUGAAAAUGUUACAAAAGAAAAUGCCCAAUGAUAAAAUGGAUAAUGAAAAUAAUGUAAUUACUUUUCAUUGGAUGUCAGAGUAUUGUAGCAUGGUUUGCAUGAUAGUAUUAAUGUUGUUUUAUGUUUUACCAUAAUUCGUUGUUAAUCCAAUUUAAUUGUAUUUUGUUUUUAUUUGUUAUUUUUACACUACGAUUAGUUAUCCUUACUACCUCAUAAUAAUAAUCAUCACAAGUUAUGUAGAUGAUAUUGAAAACUUAAUAUUAUUUGAUUGUGAUAAAUCUAGCUAUCUAAGAUAAAUCCGACCUUUCAAAAGAAUCUGCCUAAUAUUACCUCCGAUAAUUUUACAUUGAAUAAUUAAGUUGUUAUUAUAAAUUGAUUGUUUGGAAAUAUGUUUUUAUUUGUAUAAUUUGAAAUAAUAAAAUUAUUAUUUUUAUAUGAGUAUUUCAAUCAUCUCUCUACUAUACUCCCUUAUAUAAAGUAAUUGGAUAUGCAAAGAAAACACUUAAUGUCGUAUAUUUAUUUAAUAAAAUUAUAACUUAUACAAAUUUUGUUUAAUAUUUUUAAUAAUUAUGCAAAAAGCUGCUUUUUAUCUUUACAUUAUCCUCAUUAUAUGUUCGUUAAAUAUAUAUAGCAAAAGCUCCAAAAGCGUAAUACACGUAGGUGGUUAGAAUUUACCGUAGCGCAACUUUUAUACGCUCGUGUAAAUUACAAAUAUUAUGUACAAAAAUCUUUGGUGUAUAAAAAUAUUUAUAGAAUAGACACUUCAGAUCUUAUACAUAAGAUCUGGUCGGUCGAAACGAUUACAAUUAUUUGCAAUCUUAUCCGCGUUUACAGGAUAGUUUUUUGUCUUGCACGCACCUUCAUAUCACAGUGUGAUAAAUAUAAGGUACAUGUAAUCACAAUGCCGUUAAUUUUUUUUUUUGGUUUUUAAUAUUUUUUAUCUUUCUGUAUUACAAAUUAUUUAUACCACUUACAUAUCUACAUUAAGUCUAUUACCUUAUGUACCUACUACAAUAUUUUAUAACGAAUAUGUAAACUAAGGGCCCAGACACAUUCAUCACAAUUUGUACAUUAUUAUUAUGAAAGGAAUGUAACCUUUAAUUUAUACUUUCGUGACAAAAUAUUUGUGUUCAUUGGCCAUUCACUUUAUUACCAUUUAUUUUAGGUAUUAGUCUCAUUGAAAGUAAGUAUCAACCAUUAUUAAAGCCAGUUUAAUACAUGGUAUGAUAGUCUGUCAAGCUAGGUAGCAACAUACAUUAGAUUAGAUUCCUUUCAUGCUACCAUUAUAUCUAAAUGUUUCCUAUAAAGACCAGCUUCAUAGUUCCAUUAUGCCAUGGUCAAUGUGCCUGCGCCCAUACCAAAACCUACACCCUUAGGACCAAAGUUCCUGCCGUAACAACUUCGGCAGUAAAUUUCUCCGUUAGGUCCGUCGUUUAAGUUGGUUGAAUCCUGAAAACAAAAGAGAAACAAAUAAAUUUAUAAAACAAGUACUAAAUUCAAAUGGUAGGUAAAAUACCCUAUACCUACACCAAAUGCCGAAUAAAUAAAAAAAACUUUUAUUUGAAUAACACAACGACUCAAUAGAAUAAGCCACAGAAAGCGGUUACACAUAUACAGU
Spodoptera exigua (beet armyworm) is the source of this 5667-nucleotide messenger RNA. The record is from the annotation of a GenBank genome assembly. NCBI's taxonomy places the organism in Eukaryota, Metazoa, Arthropoda, Insecta, Lepidoptera, Noctuidae.